Molecule: messenger RNA, 6472 nt
Organism: Python bivittatus (Burmese python)
Lineage: Eukaryota; Metazoa; Chordata; Lepidosauria; Squamata; Pythonidae
Source: RefSeq, a predicted model, not a curated record
CUGUUUUGCUUGGCAGAUGGACCCUAAGUAACACUGAAUGUUAGCUCUGGAAAUUUCAUAAGCUCUGCAGUGGCUGGGAUGUUGCGACAGAACGGUGGCAGCAACAAGCGUGGUUUAGGAUUAACUAAACUGUCUACCUCCAAUUUCUUCACCAUCUCUAAUACAGGAAACUGGGGGAUGGGGCGCAGCACCAAAAGUAGUUCUCUGAGCAGCAUUAGCUCAAACUCUGAUGGCUAUGACAGCACUAUUGUGGACCCAGAAUAUAUCAUGCAGCUGGUGAACGAUGUCAGAAAAUUUGCAGAUGUUCUACUUUAUUUGAAAGAAGCCAUUCUUUCAGAAGAAAAUCAAGAUUGUCUCCAUCAAGUUGUUCAUGAACGUUUGGGUGAGCUACUUCGUGUAUUAAAGGCAAUAAUUAACAAACAUCAGAGUCUCAACUCAGUUGACGUUCUAAGUGCUGCAGGAACAGUCAUUGCAAAAGUCAAAGCUGUGAACUUUAAGGAAGUUAAUGAAGAAAACAAGCGAGAAGUAUUAAGUGAAAUAUUCUCUUCUAUUGACUUACUGGCAUUUACUUUUGGCAACAUAGUUUCAGACUUCCUUAUGGGAGAUGUGGAUAAUGGCUCAGGACUGGGUCUUCCUGUAUCUCGGCAAAAUCAGUCUUUUGAAAAUCUUUGUGUGGAUUCUGGAGGAUCAUUGCAUGAAAGAGAAGGUGUUCAAACAACAGGGCACCUUAAUGCUGAAGAAAUUGAUAACACUCUCCUAAGAAAUGAUAAUGGAAUCAAAUCUGCUCUAUCCUAUGCUAAAGCAUGGUCAAAAUAUGCAAAAGACAUUGUUGCUUGGGUAGAGAAAAAGAUUAAUUUGGAAAUGGAGUAUGCUAAAAGUCUGGCAAAAAUAGCAGAAACCACUAAGACUGUUAUUGGAACUCAGGACUACAUGCCAUUCCAGUCAAUAUUCAUAAAUGCAUUUCAAAAUGAUAUAGAGAACAGUCAGCUUUGGCAGCAGACAGCAACAGCUCUCCAAACUAAUAAAUUUUUACAGCCACUCCUUGGGAGAAAAAAUGAAUUGGAUAAACAAAGAAAAGAGAUAAAGGAACUUUGGCAACGAGAACAAAAAAAAAUGCAAGAACUGGAAUCUUGUGUAAGAAAAGCAAAGCUAUUAUAUGUUCAGCGGCAAGAUGAGUAUGAGAGGGCAAAAACAACAACUGUUCGUGCUGAGGAGGAACAUAUGACCUCCAAUGGGGGCAUUACAAAAGAUAUCAGCAAACUAGAAAAGAAACGUAAACUAGAAGAGGAAGCUCUCCAAAAAGCUGAAGAAGCCAAUGAACAUUUCAAAGCCAGCAUGGCUGAAGUUGAAGAAAAGAGAAAUGAUCUAGAAAAUUUCAAAAGUGAUAUUUUAACACAACUACGGGAACUAGUUUAUCAAUGUGAUCUCACACUAAAAGCUGCAACAGUUAACCUGUUCCAGAUGCAGCAUGCCCAAGUUGUCUCCCUACCAGUCAACUGUCAGUCCCUUUGUGAGAGUGCCAAGCUGUAUGAUCCAGGAAAAAAGUUCUCUGAAUUUGUGAAGAAUUUGCCAAAAUAUGAUGUUCCUACUGAAUCUGUUUGCUUUGAAACUCAAAGUUCCCAGGUUGGAGGGGUUUUCAGUAAACAAUCAAACAAUGCCCAUGCAUCACAAGGAAGCAUAUCUCAGUGCUCAGGAGAUUAUCCUAUUCAGUCACUAGAUGAUAUUACAAGCCCAGUCUGUCUUCGCUCCCAAAAGAUUGGAGACAAAAGAUCUUCAAGCAGUACAGAUAUCUCUGCUGUGCGAGGUCCACCACCUUUCAGAUCCUGGUCAGUUGGUAAUCAAAGUGGAGGAAUGUGCAGUGAUUCUGAAAGUGCAGGAGGAAGCAGUGAGUCACGAUCUGUGGAUUCUCCAUCUGCUAGCCCAGUAGGUGACUUUAAAAGAAGGCUUCCUCGUACACCAUCUACAGGUACCAUGUCAUCUGCAGACGAUCUUGAUGAAAGAGAGCCACCUUCACCUUCUGACUGUGGUUUAAAUGAUCUAGCAGCUGAAAUUGCCAGUUCUCCUGGACCUUUUCGAAACAUUCUCCUAUCUAAGGCAGCACAAACACACAAACUCCGGAAACUGAGGGCUCCAUCUAAAUGCAGGGAAUGCGAUAGUCUGGUGGUAUUCCAUGGAGCAGAAUGUGAAGAGUGUUCACUUUCCUGUCACAAAAAGUGUUUGGAGACUUUAGCUAUUCAGUGUGGACAUAAAAAGCUUCAUGGAAGGCUUCAUUUGUUUGGGGUAGAAUUUACUCAAGCUGCUAAAAAUAGUCCAGAUGGUAUCCCCUUCAUCAUAAAAAAGUGUACCUCUGAAAUUGAAAGCAGAGCCUUAAAUGUCAAGGGGAUAUACCGUGUGAAUGGAGCCAAAUCCAGAGUUGAAAAACUUUGUCAGGCAUUUGAAAAUGGGAAAGAUUUGGUAGAAUUAUCCCAGCUCUAUGCACAUGAUAUAAGUAAUGUCCUUAAACUAUAUCUUCGCCAGCUCCCUGAACCUUUGAUUUUGUUUCGACUUUAUAAUGAAUUCAUUGGACUUGCGAAGGAAAGCCAGAAUAUUAAUGAGGAAUUUGAUAUGAAGCAGAUGAGCCCAAAAUCAAACAAAAGGCAAUCCAUUUGUAUUGAAUUGAAUAGGAUCUUACUUAAAAUCAAAGAUCUACUGAAAUUACUGCCUGCAGCGAACUAUAACACUCUGCAGUUUCUUUUAGGUCAUCUAUACAGAGUUAGUGAACAGUCUCAUGAAAAUAAAAUGUCUGCCAGCAACCUUGGCAUUAUAUUUGGUCCAACUUUGAUCAGACCACGUCAGACAGAUGCUACACUUUCACUAUCUUCACUUGUGGACUAUCCAUAUCAAGCCCGAGUGGUAGAACUUCUGAUCACUCACUAUGAGAAGAUCUUUGACGUUGCACAGGAACAUUCAUCAGUUGCAUCUGAAUCUGAUGAAAAUUCUUUUUGUACUAAAAGUAUUUUAUCGGUAGAAGAUAAAGAAGCAUAUCAACAAAGGAAAGCACUGCCUUUCGUGGCUAUGAAGGAAAGUGUCAAGUUGAUCCAAAAUGAGAGGAACAAUUCUGAAACAAGCAUAUCUCUUGAAGAACCAGAUGGUAGCAAAAGUUCCCCCUCCCAAUCUGAUUCCUUAGUGAAAGGCAACAGAGUGGCUUCAGUUUCAGAUCAAGACAAUGGGAAGCAUGACCUUAAAACUGAGGAUGGUGUUAAAAGCAAUCAGUUAAUAAGGCCUAAUCGUCAAAUAACCAAAGUUCAGUUGCGUUCUCAGAGGACAAAGCCAUUUCUUCGUCCUGUGAGUUUACCUUUAGGACCAAUGCUUCCUCCCUGUAUUUUAAAUGAGCGGAACUCCCAAAAUGCAAGUCUGAGUCCAGAGAAACUUGGGAAAAGUCCUGUUAUUGAAGAGGUUUCUGAGACACAGUCACUCCCCACUGUUAAUGCUGGUUGUAGACUCUCUUGUUAUGACCCACAGAUUCAGAAAAAAACUUGGGACAAGCAAUAUAAGCAGUAUGAUAUGACUUCAAGGACAGCAAUGAUUGUGACCAAUAUAUCCCAGGAAAACCUAACACAAGAGUCUGUAAAUACGUGUGCCUUAAGUACAUCUAGUAACCUUGUUAACAAUUCAGUAAAUGCCAUACUUCCUGGUAAGCCAUAUACAGGACCUGUUAGGGCUGCAAGGACUACAGUAGAAGCUCAUUCCACAGUCCCUAAUCCUGUUGCUACUUUCAGAAUGCCAAGAACUUUACAACCACCACCAGGAACAUUUUAUAAACCACCACCCAACAAUAAGGCCAAACCAAAUGAUGAGAGUUCUACACCCAAACCCUAUGCAGCAAUAAUCCAAGAUGAGGUUCCAGGGCUAGGUGUGAAUCCUGGCCUUGCUCAUGGCACUUUGGAUUCUUCUAGCCACCAUGGAAAGCAACACAAAGCUAGUUCUGAAGCCCUUUCCCCUGCAGACCUGAAGCCCACUUAUCAGAGAUUAAGGCCAAAGCGGAUGCAAGAACUGGAACAUAGGGAAGCUCAUUUUGUAUAGGGCAAUAAAAACUUCUGGGACUCUUUUUUUUUUCUUGAGGAUUUCACCUUUGUGCCAUAUUGAAAUUAUUUUUUAUAAAUACCUGUACAGACAUUUUAAAACAUGGAAUGAAAAAAGCUGUGAAGAAUAAUGAAGUUAAUUUUUUUAUUAUUAUUAUUAUUAUUAUUACAUUUCUCUCAAGAGUAUUUAAAUGCAUUCCAAAUGUAAAAGCAGCUAAUAUGAAGUGCACUCAAAGAAACCUUAUAAUCUACUUCAUUUGUGGAAUUGUACUUUUUCUCAUGGAAGCCUACUUAUGUUAGAGUGCAGCAGUGAAAAGAGCCCGUAUCCAAGAAUAAAUGGUUUAUUAAGACUGCAGAGUAUGAAAUAUAGAUACUUAAUUUAAGAAUAAACCAAAGCUUGAAGCAUUGCUCUAAGUGUCUGUAUUUAGUUUUUUCUCUACUCUGGACAAUUAAAUGCUCCUUGGUUAACAUGAUCUUUAUAUACUUGCAUGUCAUAUGUUUUAUAUAGCAUUUUUUGACAAGUUAUGUUGUCACUUGUUACUUGUACAGAAAAGAUUGAACUUUACUAUAAAACUAUUUUAAAAACUUUUAUAGCAGUUAUUGUAUAGUUUAAAUGCACAAAAAUUAACUAGUUCAGUUGCCAUUCAGUAAAAAAAAUCCUGUAGAAGUGGUGCAGACAUCCCUAAUUAUUAUGAAGUUAGAGUUUUCUCAUCACAGAAAAGAGCUUUUUUAUUGCUUUAAGAGAAAUUUAAAUCUUAGGCAUAGUGAAAUAGAUAAAAAUAACCCACUGUUUAUUAACUUCAUCAAAUAGUGUUUCACUGUAUAUAAAAUUGCUUUUAUAUGUAUACUAUUUGCCUUAAAAAUAUACAUUAAUAUCCACAUAUUCUGUAAUGCACUUCAUCUUAUUCAAUACAGACUUUUUUAUAUUGUUAAUAUAAUAUGAUAUGAAUUACACUACUAUUUUUUAAAAACCAUACAGAAGGGUUUGUGUUUAUCCUACAUUAAAAUAAUAUUAUGAACAUUUUUGAAAUAAAACAAGAUGAUGGUUGAGGAAAUUAAUAGCUAUAGGUGGUAUAGCUUACCUCAAAGGAAUAGUGAAGUAGUGUAUUUACAGAAGUUACAGCUAUUGGGCUUUUUCUUUUUCUUCCACUGAGUUCCAGUUCACUGUAACGAAUCACAAACAGAAAUACUGGAUGUGAAAGCAUAAUUUGACACUAAUAGUCAACUUGUCUGGAAAAGGCUGGGGAGUUUUUAGACAUGCUGAUUAAUGUGGAAUCUUACCAGAAAAAAGAACUCUUUAAGAUGAGAAUGAAUGGCUUAUUAUUCUUGUGAACAUAGCUCCACUUCCAUGAAGCAACUGUUUGUGCCACCUUUACGAUAUUUGGUAGAAAGCACAAAAAGUUUUGCAUUAGUUCUCUUGAUCUAUUCACCUGAGAACAUGAGAGUUUGAAAAUGGAUAAAAAAUUGGGCUGCUUACACUGGCUCCAUCUCAUAUCUUUUCCAGUCUUUACUUACUCAACUGGAAAUUCUGAAGGAUUGCUUUAUUGAAGUUUCCUGGAAGGCUUCUGUGCUGCUGUAUCAGAAAAAAAAAAUUCUAUUUCAUGGAAAUGUAAUGCUGCAGUUUAAAAGGCCAGAACUCUAAUCCACCAUUUAUUCCUUCAGAGAUGGACAGGAAGGUAGUGUCCCAAGCAGGAUCUGUCAGCCAGCCAUCAUUUGUUUCCUGCAAACAAUUCCAAAUAACUUACUCUUAAACAAAAAUAUGCUGUAAUAUAAACAACAAAUAAAUUAACAUAAAUGGUGUCAGGAGGACUGUUGCAAUGUUGCAAAGAAAUACAGAUGCUUGAGACUUGUACCAGACUUUUCACAGAUGCAACAAAUCAUAUCAGAUAUAUUUUAAUUUAUUUAUUAUUUAAAUUAGAGCCACUCAGUUCCAAAUUGCACCUAGCCACUCUCUUCUGUCAGAAUGUAUGUGGUAACAAGCACUUCUGUUCAUAAAAACAAAAUAAAUUGAUGCUUCAGUCACAUGAGAUUGGAGCCACUUCACACACAGUGUUAGAAAUUUAAGUCUUUCCCUUUAUACUGAUGAUUCAUCAUACCACUGAUGUAGGAUGAAGAUGCUGCAGAAGCAGUGAAGAUGCUGCAGGAGUGACUUUGUUUUUGUGGUAAAUAGUCUGGAAGCUAGAAAAGAUAAUUAAGCAUCCCCAUCUAGAUUAAGAAGACAUGCUGGGUCAUAUUUAAAGUACAGUAAGGUUUAAUAAAUCAUGGUUACAGAUUGUAGUUGAAGGUAGAGCAUUUUUUCCAUAAUAUGGGUCCUCCAGACAAUCCAUUAAACCUAAUCCCAAUACAGGUAGUCCUCACUUAGCAACUGCCCUGUUUAGUGACUGUUCCAAGUUACAACAGUGCUGAAAAAG